CACAUCCGGGAUGUGUGACAGCGACUCACUUGACGCGGAGGGGAUGUCUCAUGGCAGCGUCGUUUUUAAAGCAAAGUCUUCAUCAUUGAACGUCGUCCGCGGAUAUUCCUGUCCUGGGCUCACUUUACUGGACUGCUCAACGUAGGGGGCGGUUGUUCGUAGUGGAGUUGUACUUUUUACCAAUGUGUUCCAAGUCGGCUGCGUCCAGCACGACCACACCCUCCCCGCUUCCUCGUCGCUGUUCAGCGGGAGCAGCGCUUUGUAGCUGCGGGAAUAACGGACACUUCUUCCAAACACACCUUUAAAUCCUCGCUAAUGGACUACAGCGCUGGACCACCGAGCGGCAUGGCCCAGAGAAGCGAGUGGACAGCCGGGCAACGCGGGCUUCCAGGCGCCGUCGUCCCGUGUAAGGACUGCUAGGAGGAGGUGGACAUCCGGACGCUGCGAAUGGAGUCCGGCAGACCGCAGCUAGCUUGUAACCGGGGAGUGUGCGUCAACACCAGCUUGAAACUGGAUGGACUUUAACCGACUGGAUCGAUCCGACGUGAGCGGGAUUGAUCGAAGGAUGGUGUCCGAGGGAGAGCCACCUCUUCCCGCUGUCCAGACGUGCUGGCCGGGUGGUGCCCGGUGUUUCCCCAGUGAGCCAGACCGGGCCAGCGGGUGGUCAAGCUGCCGCUGCACACCAGCAGCUCUCCUCAGGGUGGACUUAAAAUGAUAUCCUGUUGAAAGACACUUCAGUUUGCUAUCUAUUAACCAUUUUUAACAUUUGACUAAUUAGCACAGAAACACAUCUAAUUCCAAGUGCAUAGAACAUAUCAAAUCUGCCAUAUGGGAUGCUUUUUAGUGCACACACAUUGCAGUAUGUGUGAUUUUGUGUAUAAUUUAACUUGUGAGAUUAGUUUUUUUUUUAAAUUCAGGGCAUUUAAAACUGGUAGCUUUAUUAAGUAUGACUUACAUAAGCCAUUGUGGGAGUAUGUCAUUUAGGUUUGAAUUCAGUUUGCCUAACAAUGCCAUUCAAAUAAUGCAGUCAUUUUUUUUCAUUUGUAAGACUUCAGUUAGCAUAUAAUUUUCUUUGCAGGAAUUUAAGGAAUUAUUUUUUGUUUUCUGGCCAGAUUUAACAUUUAAAGAUUGGAGCGGAGGCUCUAAAUGGAACGAUGCAGUUUGCGGCAGCAGUAAAAAAAGUCACCUAGGCAGAAGAUUAGUGACGAUUUCCACUCCGCUAUCAUGGCGAGUGGCGGCUCCGGCAAGUCGUCUGGCGAAGGAUCCGCUGUCGUCCCCGGUGGAAGUCUGCAACAGAGGAAGCGUCUCUCGUCCGUCUGUGAUGCGUGCAAAGCCAAGAUGCAGCUCGUGGCGGACCUCCUCCUCUUGUCCAGCGAGACCAGGCCGAUUAUGGCAUCCGAGGGCAUGGCGUUGGCCGACACGUUCGACCAGUGCCGGGACACGGUCAUCGCACGGACCAAAGAGCUCUCAAUUCUCACGCAUGACAUCCAGAGCCAGCUCAACAUGGGCAGAUUCACAGAGGUGGGGGACCGCCUGUCAGAGAUGGCCGAUUUGGUCGUGUCUUUGACAGAGUGCUCCGCUCACGCUGCGUAUUUGGCGGCGGUGGAGACCACGGGCUCACAGCCUUGCUCGCUUGGUCUCGUGGACCGCUACAAAGUGACCCGCUGCCGUCACGAGGUGGAACAAAGCUGCGGCGUCCUCCGAGGAACCGCCCUGCCGGAUCUCACCCCUCAGCUCCUCCUGGAGAUCUCCCAGAACAUCUCCACCAACCUCAAGACUUUGACGGACAUCUCUUCACUGGCCAGCGAGAGGUCCAGGGACCGCUUUGCCAAAGAGCAGUUCAAGUUAAGCGUCAAGAGCAUGAGCACCAGCGGCACCGCCUUCUUGGCGUGUGUGAGGGAGAUUAAGACCCAGCCCGGCGAGCUCACAAGGAACCGCUGUGUCCUCUUCAGCGGCGCUCUGGUCCACGCUGUCAACGCUCUGGUCGGGUUCGCCACAGAGCCUCUGUUCCUGGGAAGAGCUGCGAGUAUCUCCACUGAAGGGAAGGCCGUACAGACUGCGGUGUUGGGGGGCGCCAUGAGCGUUGUUUCGGCAUGCGUCCUCCUCACCCAGGGACUCAGGGACGUGGCCCAGCACCCUGAGAGCAGUUCCAAAAUGGCUGACUACCGGGAGCGCCUGCGGAGCUCUGCGUGCGCUAUAUCAGACGGCUGCACGCUGCUCACUCAGGCUCUAAGAGAGCGCUCCUCGCCGAGGACUCUGCCGCCAGUCAACUCUCAUUCUGUGAAUUAGUUCCAAGAGGAGGAAAUGUAGUUCCAAACCAAAGAGACUCGGGACAUCACUGCUAGUCAGGUCUCGUCCGUACAAACGACGUAGGCCUGUCAGCUGUUCCACAAGUGUCGAUGAGCACAUCUGCAGGGUUGUACGUCACGCUGGAUGUGACAGUAAUCAGACCACUUCCAUCGACCCCAUGUGAGCUCCUCACAAACUGACAAAACCUGAAAAGUUUACCUCAGUUUUCAGCGCUGGUAAAAAAUGUGUUGUAGGAUGAAUGUGUGAACCUACCAGAGACUGACCUUCUCCCGUGACGAGUGUCUUUUAAGUUAGCUUUUUUUUUUUUCUGACGUGUGUGAAUCUCUACUUUAAAAAAAGCUGCUGUGCGUAUGUGCCAUAGUUUUGUUUUUGUUUUGUUGUUUUACACAUUAUUCACCUUCACUUAGUACUUUCAUGUGUUUUGACAUGUAAAGGAGUAUUUAUUUUAACCAUUAAUAAAUGCUUUUUCUGAUAA
Molecule: messenger RNA, 2785 nt
Organism: Nerophis ophidion (straightnose pipefish)
Lineage: Eukaryota; Metazoa; Chordata; Actinopteri; Syngnathiformes; Syngnathidae
Gene: tlnrd1
Product: talin rod domain containing 1
Exons: 1
Coding region: 1225-2289 (354 amino acids)
Molecular function (GO): actin binding
Source: RefSeq, a predicted model, not a curated record